AUACACCGGUAGCACCCACCCAACGAGAGCGGUGCCGCUAUAUUAAUAAACCCUACAGUCUGUCGCCUCUUCGCUCGAUCUCUCUAGAACCCUUAUUCUCUCUCUAAGCUCUGUCUCACUCUCUCUCUAGAUCCAUGGGCAAGAUCAAGAUCGGAAUCAACGGUUUCGGAAGGAUCGGCCGUUUAGUGGCUCGAGUGAUUCUGGGAAGGGACGAUGUCGAGCUCGUGGCUGUUAACGAUCCCUUCAUCACUACCGAUUAUAUGACAUACAUGUUCAAGUACGACAGUGUUCAUGGUCCAUGGAAGCACCAUGAACUCAAAGUUAAAGACUCCAAGACCCUCCUAUUUGGUGACCACCCGGUUGCUGUCUUUGGUCUCAGGAACCCAGAGGAGAUCCCAUGGGCUGAGGCUGGAGCUGAAUACGUUGUGGAGUCCACUGGUGUCUUCACUGACAAGGAGAAGGCUGCUGCUCACUUGAAGGGUGGUGCAAAGAAGGUCAUCAUUUCAGCUCCUAGUAAGGAUGCUCCCAUGUUUGUUGUGGGCGUCAAUGAAAAGGAAUACAAGCCUGAUAUUCACAUAGUUUCUAAUGCUAGCUGCACAACCAACUGCCUUGCUCCCCUUGCUAAGGUUAUUCAUGACAAGUUUGGUAUUGUGGAAGGUCUUAUGACUACUGUUCACUCCAUCACAGCCACACAGAAAACUGUUGAUGGACCAUCAAGCAAGGACUGGAGAGGUGGAAGAGCUGCUUCUUUCAAUAUUAUUCCUAGCAGCACUGGAGCAGCUAAGGCUGUUGGUAAGGUGCUGCCUGCACUUAAUGGGAAAUUGACGGGAAUGGCUUUCCGAGUUCCUACUGUAGAUGUAUCAGUUGUUGACCUCACUGUGAGGCUAGAGAAGGCGGCUACAUAUGAACAGAUAAAAGCUGCUAUCAAGAAGGAGUCCGAGGGAAAUCUGAAGGGAAUCUUGGGUUACACUGAAGAUGACGUGGUCUCCACUGACUUCAUUGGUGACAACAGGUCAAGCAUCUUUGAUGCCAAGGCCGGGAUUGCCUUGAACGAGAACUUUGUGAAGCUGGUGGCCUGGUAUGACAACGAGAUGGGAUACAGCACCCGUGUGGUUGACUUGAUCACCCAUAUGGCGAAGACUCGCUGCUAAGUAGGACCGUCAUCCAGGAGAGGGUCGUCUGUUGAUGUGGUCGCAAUGUUGCGAAAGAAUCCAAAUAAAAUUGAGGGGUAGUCUAUAGGACAUGAUAAGCUCUUCCUGGACAAGAGUAUAUGUCUUGAGAGAGUUUGUAUGUUUUUUUUUAUAUAUAUCUCUGUUUUCAUGGUUUUCCAGUGUCAUCGGAUGAGGGGCAUCGGAUGCGCCCCAUGUUUUCAACUUUGUUCUAUGAACCCUCUUGCCUUUUGCCUUUUGCCUUUUGCCUUUUUAAUAUGUUAAUCUAUCUUGAGCCACUGUUACUGUUAAAA
This is a messenger RNA of Diospyros lotus (date-plum), 1462 nucleotides long. RefSeq names its product glyceraldehyde-3-phosphate dehydrogenase, cytosolic. The coding region runs from base 135 to 1151 and encodes 338 amino acids. Gene Ontology annotation, biological process: glucose metabolic process. Gene Ontology annotation, molecular function: NADP binding; NAD binding; oxidoreductase activity, acting on the aldehyde or oxo group of donors, NAD or NADP as acceptor. The record is from RefSeq and is a predicted model, not a curated record. The transcript is spliced from 12 exons. Lineage: Eukaryota; Viridiplantae; Streptophyta; Magnoliopsida; Ericales; Ebenaceae.